UGGCAGCUGGGGGCCUGUUCUGAAGUGCCCACUCAGAAGCUAAUUUAUGGAGGACCAUGGAAAAGCCCUCCCUCGGCCUUUUUCUUCUGUUGUAAACGAGGAUGGUGAUGCAUGCUCUGGGGGGUGAGUGUGAGGGUGCUGUGCGAGAUAGGAGGGCACCGGAGCUGGGAUUCAGUUGCACCACCCUAGGGAGAUGAAAAGGAGGAGAGAAGGCCAAGGGAGAGCUCAGGCCAGGAGAAGAGUCUGGGCUUCACUCUAGAGGAGGUGGAGCAGAGUGAGGUGAUCAGGGCAAAAGCAGCAAAGAAGGCAAGAGAACCAGGCCGAGCCAGGAAUGGUGGUGCGCACCUGUAAUGCCAGCGCUUGGAGGCUGAAGCAGAAGGAUCACCAUGAGAUAGAGGAACUGGCCAACUGAGGGUGGUGGUGAACAUCAAGGAAGGGCUGACCACGGAUCCCUGGACAGCUCUAGAGGUACGAGGAUCUCCCUGUGGGUACUUCCUGGGGUCCCAAGACAGCCCUAGGUUGCUGGAGACCAUGGAGUCUGUGGAAAGGGGGAUGACAUGCUGAGAGGACAGUGCAUCCAGAGGAGCAAGAUGGACUCCUCCCGUGCUGACCCUGCCCACGGAGAUCACGUCUCAGCAGGACUGAGGAGGAAAUGGAGCCAGAGGAGCUGACCACUGGAGAGGAGGGGGUGAUGCAACCCCACGGAGCAGAUACCCUGCCAAGAGAGAGGAUGCCCUGGAGAUGAGAAGACAGAAGAUGCAGUUCCCCCUCCCAGGCCAGCGUCCAUCCAGGCUGGUCCGCACUCAUGGUCAGGCACCUCCCAAGCCACAGUGGCUCUUGCCCUGCUGCCUUUUCUUUCUCUAAUCUCUGAGUGUGGUGUCAACAGGCCCCAAUUAAGAGUAAUUAACUAGGGCUGGGGAUUUAGCUCAGCGGUUCAGUGGCCUGCCUUGCAAGCGCAAGGACCCGAGUUCAAUCCCCGGUACCAAACAAACAAAAAAAAAGAGUAGUUAACUGAUCUAUGAGAAAAUUCUGGUUCACCGGCUCCUCAGGCUCUUUGCUCUCUUUCUUUCAGGGCUAAAACUUCUCAGUGAAAUCUGAACAUCCAGAACAAGACUUAGAAUCUUUCUCCCUUCUCUCUAGAUCUAUCCAAAAUGAAACAGGAUGAGGCCAUUCUCCAAGAGGGUCAAUAACAGGUGACCGCAGGAAAGGUUUCUAGAGUUCCCUGUGUGCCAAGAUACUCACCAAGGUGCCUCACUCACCUGAUCCUGGUGACCUGAUGCAAAGAGAUGGUUACUUACACCACUUUAUGGUUGAAGAAACUGAGACCCAGAGAGUUGAAGCCAUCAAUCUUGGACGCAUAGUUAGUGAUAGCAGGGCCAGGAAUUCAAGUUAAACUUAUCUGACUGAGAGCUGAGAUUUUACUCCUGCCCUCUGCGGUCAGUGCCACACUGCAUGGGGUGACUCAGGGGCCCUAAGGGAAGGUGCUUUUUCCACCCCCAUCCUGUGCUGAGGCCGAGUUCUACCUCUUGCGCUCUUCUAUCAAAGGGCAGUUUCACUAUCACUGGCUUUUCUGUUUGACUCGGUGAAGUAGCCAGGGCAGCCUUAUCGUGCCCAUUUUACAGAUGAAGAUGUCAGAGCUAGUGGCUGGCAGAGGGAGAAACUUGAAUCCAGGUCUCUCUGACUUCCAGAGUAUGUGUUCUCUUUCUUACUCCACGGUUUCCAAAAGACAAAGUCCAAUGCUUGCCAUGGAGCUGAGUCCAGGUCUGAGCCUGGCUGACAAAAGGCUUCCUCGUGGCUGUGUCAGGCCUGACUGUCCCCUUCUGUCCUCUGCAGGUGCCACCCCAGGAGUGAAGGAUGCCAUUCUGGGUGUUCUUCUUCUUCAUGAUCCUCACCCUCAGCAGCAGCUCCCACUGCUCCCCAUCCCUCUCCCUACCCCUCAGGAUGCGACGGUACGCAGAUGCCAUCUUCACCAACAGCUACCGGAAGGUGCUGGGCCAGCUGUCUGCCCGCAAGCUGCUCCAGGACAUCAUGAGCCGGCAGCAGGGAAAGAGGAAUCAGGAGCAAGAAGCAAGGAUACGGCUUGGCCGUCAGCUAGACAGCGUGUGGACAGACCAAAAGCAGGUAGCAUUGGAGAGCAUGCUGGUGGCCCUGAUGCAGAAGCACAGGAGGAAUUCCCGAGGAUAAAGACUCCAGCCGAAGCUUGGGCCACUGGUACCCAAAACACAAUUGGAUCCAGUUAAUCCUAUUUCAGUUCUGACCUACUUUUUCCUUUGUAUAUUCAAUAAAAUUCCC
This is a messenger RNA of Fukomys damarensis (Damara mole-rat), 2292 nucleotides long. RefSeq names its product growth hormone releasing hormone (gene Ghrh). Bases 1855 to 2184 code for a protein of 109 amino acids. The record is from RefSeq and is a predicted model, not a curated record. NCBI's taxonomy places the organism in Eukaryota, Metazoa, Chordata, Mammalia, Rodentia, Bathyergidae. Gene Ontology annotation, cellular component: perikaryon; extracellular region; terminal bouton. Gene Ontology annotation, biological process: positive regulation of growth hormone secretion; growth hormone secretion; positive regulation of cell population proliferation. The transcript has 5 exons. Gene Ontology annotation, molecular function: growth hormone-releasing hormone receptor binding; neuropeptide hormone activity; peptide hormone receptor binding.